UGAUAGGCCAGAGCUUCAUGCCGUAUACGAUUUGUUGUAAUGGGCCACAAGUCGCACGUGUUCGCACUGGGGCCAUCAAAGAUGUGGCUGACGCCACGGCGUCAGACUUCUCGCUUCGUGAAAGCAGUAUUCCACCAGCCUUAUCUCUCAAGGUUGAGAUAGGUAGACCUAACAGCAUACUAGUGGGCAUCGCCAUCCGACAUCAUGGCUUCGCAGAGCGCCAACGAGGAGGCACAGGUGCCAACCGAAGAGACUCCAUUGCUUUCCAACCCGCGAAGAGCGAUUCGGAAGCCUAUCAACUGGCUUACCAGCAUCCUCACUCUGAUCGUCGUUCUAACAGUAACAGCUGGUGUCAACAGCAUCCCUUUCGUUGUGGGAAGAAUCAGAUAUCAUGAUUCACCACGACCACAUCUGCCGCCAAAGCCAAAGCUACCUCCGCCUCCUGGAGAUAGCAAUCUCAACUACACCCGACACCUUGUCCUACCCAUCGGUAACAUCUCGCAGCCUGCAAAUGUCCCAGUAUGGACGCAUAUUAAUGUGCUCGAAAGCCUGAAUGGCGGAUGGAUUAAACCUGUGGGGAACGUAAGGCUGGCACGAGGCGACCUGCAGCAAGCGUCCAACUUCAUUGCGCGCAUUGAUCUUGCUGGCCCAUCACAGAGAGCAAUCGACCUCGUCAAUAUAGUGCAAUGGUCCUCUGGGUCACGUCAAUCUGAAGAGUGGCUCUACAUCAGCUGCAAAACCUACUGGGCACCAGGUGAGGAACCGCAUUGGGACCAGACUGUCCGAGUAGAUGUCACACUGUUUGUCAAACCCUUCACUAACCAUCAAGGCCGUCUGACGAUAUCAACCCAACACCUUAACAUUAAUGUCAUGUCAGGCCUCGUCUUCUCCACGGGAGUCCUGACGCUUAUUAGCAAUAGAGGAAGUGUUAACUCGGACGAGGCAGGUCCGUACUUCGUCAUGGCGGAGACGCAUCUUUCCACAUAUGGCGGCCCUCUCACUGGUAUAUGGAGGUAUCCAUAUAAGUUCUUCAUCAACACUGGUGAUAGCCCUACGAACAUCACUCUCGCCGCUUCGCCCCGGACACAGCCAUGGCUCAGAUCUGGCACCAUCACGGCCCAGUCCUUGCAGGGUGAUAUCAAUAUAAAUAUGCCAAUGGACCAGAUGAAUUUGAGAACCCACAGCAUUACCAUUGAAUCGCAGGCAGGUAAUAUUGGUGGCGUGCUCAUGGUAGGCCCCGAUACGACCAUACGCACCCAGGGCAAUGGGUCAUUGAACGUAGAACUGGUGCCGUACUUUCUGCCAUCGUGGGAUUUCAUCAGCCGCCAAAGGGUCCUGCACCGUGGCCAGCUGCACACAUCUACUGAAGCUGGGUCGCAACGAGUCGUUGUCGUCGCGCCAGAGUGGAAGUCUUCGGAGUCCCGGACAUCACUGCUGUCGAUGGAUAGCUAUCACCAGUCGGGGAGCGGCAACCUGCACCUCGAGUACCCGCACGAGUGGGAGGGGACUGCUCUUGGCACGUCACGGUCUGGAAAUAUGUCCAUUACCGGUGCGGAGCUUGCCGGUGAAGGUGGCAGCGUUGCCAUCGGACGUAGGGGUUGGGGUAAUGGCACUCGGUUAACCUUCGCCACCGAUAGCGGCAAUGGCCGUCUCAUUCUAAAUUGAACAAGGCAAUAUUUACUGUCUGGGCGGCUUCGAGGCUUCACUUGGAUCUAGGUGCGGUGUUUG
Baudoinia panamericana UAMH 10762 is the source of this 1728-nucleotide messenger RNA. RefSeq lists its product as uncharacterized. NCBI's taxonomy places the organism in Eukaryota, Fungi, Ascomycota, Dothideomycetes, Mycosphaerellales, Teratosphaeriaceae. The coding region runs from base 205 to 1665 and encodes 486 amino acids. The record is from RefSeq and is a predicted model, not a curated record. The transcript has a single exon.